AUGUCGUUGCGAUGGUUCACUUUGCCCAUCUUGAUGGCGGUCGCCAGUUCUCUUAUGAUGCCCUGCUGGGCGCGAGCACAGGAGAUAUCAUUCGGCUGGUCGUUUGCAGACAACCGAAAUCCCCGACUUGUGGAAUGCGAAAGUAUCGCCGUCGUGGUGAGCGAGCAAAGGGAUGGGCCUCACCUUGGAUCUCCACCAUAUUACGUUGUUGCGUAUGAGCUCGACGGAAUAGUCACAGUCAGUGAGAUUGGUUCCGAUGCUGGCAAUCUCAAUUGGCUGGUAAAUCACCGCGCAGGUUCCAACGUACUUGUGAGUGUGGUCGAUUCCCAAGGCAGAGGCGGAAGUGUCUCGUCUCUCUAUUCUAUACAAGCUGGUUCUUCUGCCUCUUGCCUUCCUUCGGUCCCUUCGACGUCCCCACUUCUCGCAAUAAACGUCAAGAGGGACAGGAAUGCCUGUGAACUUCACAUGAACAAGGGCACGCCACCUUACACCGUCUCCAUCGCCGAAGCUGGCGCUUCUGUGACCAAUCUGACUCUUGGUUCUGAGGACCACACGUUCACGUACAUUAAUAGAGCAGCGCCCGAUACCGAUGUAUUUGUCUCCGUCAGCGACGCGAACGGUAUCUGGGCUGGGCAGACUCUCAGCAUCAAUACCAUUCGACCAUCAGAUCCCUCCUGUGGCGCAAGUGGCGAUCGUAUUUCCUCCCGGGGAUUGCUUGAUGCUGAGGUGCCGGGUGCUGCAGCCAAUGGCUCACAGCAAUCUGCACAUCGCAUAGCCUUGAUCAUUGGUAUCUGCAUCGGCGUCGCCGUCUGUGUGAUCAUCCUCUGUUUCGUCGCCUUCGUUUUCUUCCUGCGUAGAACUGGCAGGUGGCGCUGGGGCCGUAAAUGCUCGCAAGACGCGAUGCCACGGACGUGGACGUCCGAUGCUGGGGGAGAUACCACUCUGGUCUCCAAUACCUUCAUCAGUCCACUAAAGAACAAACGGUCGCAUGAUUUUGCCAAGAUGAAGUCAAGGUCAGAGCCAAAGCUGACCCUGGAUACGAUCGACGAUGACUCCAAUUCACGGACAUCACCCUACACCAUUGACGAUACUCAAACAUCUUCGUCUAUCUACAAUCACCCUCGUUUGCGCCUGGAUAUUGAGGUCCUCGACAUUUCCCCUGCGAAUAAUCCGGACCCCAGUCCACCGCUGUGCAGUACCAAAGAUGUCGGCGCCGUAUGCUCUCCGGAAAGAGCAGAGCACUUUUCGCCAAGUGUAGGAGGAACGUUUCCAUCUUCUAGCGUCACCUCCACACCCAUCCGCCCUUUACCCACUCCACCAACAAGGAGUCGCUUCCCGUUCAACGCUCCAUCCGCCGCCUCACCCCUCAGUCCUGCAUCACGUCCACUCCCAUCAACACCAACACCGGUUACACCCGCCAGCCCUCUAUCGCCGCCACAAUCCAGACGGCACCGCGACGUCACGACCCCUACAUCAAGCACACCCUCUUCGCAUCCUACCUACCCCCGAAGUGACCACCGACCAUUACAGCUGCAUUCCUACGACUCUCAACCCGGCCAUGGCCACCUGCGGUCUUAUCGCUCGACACCCAACGUCCGUCCCUCCGCAUCCUCGUCCGUCAUCUCCCCCAUCCAUUCUUCGAAUCCACAUACACGUCCGAAUGGCCAAGAUCAACCUCGGCCUUCUGAUUCGAAUUCGUCGUCGAGGGCCAGGACUCAUGAGCGUCAAGACCGCAAUCGUGGUGUAACUCGCUCGCGCUCGUUCAAUAAUCUGCGCACUUUCGAGCAGGGGACCUUGAGGGAGAGUUGGAGUGAAGAUAGGUUGGGGAGGGACGUCGUUAUUUUGCAGCACAGGGACGCUUCUGUGCCAGAUACUGUGGUCCAAGAGCUUCCUCCGCCUUAUCAUGAAUUGACCUUCGAACAUAAUAUACCACCGGGACGUCGAAAUGGGAAGCUAGGUGGACGCCCGUGA
Stereum hirsutum FP-91666 SS1 is the source of this 1971-nucleotide messenger RNA. RefSeq lists its product as uncharacterized. The transcript has 6 exons. The coding region runs from base 1 to 1971 and encodes 656 amino acids. The record is from RefSeq and is a predicted model, not a curated record. Lineage: Eukaryota; Fungi; Basidiomycota; Agaricomycetes; Russulales; Stereaceae.